This is a messenger RNA of Rubroshorea leprosula, 961 nucleotides long. NCBI's taxonomy places the organism in Eukaryota, Viridiplantae, Streptophyta, Magnoliopsida, Malvales, Dipterocarpaceae. The record is from the annotation of a GenBank genome assembly.
AUACAAAUACACACACAGUCCAGAGAUCCUGAGUCUCAUUGUCCUACAAACAGAUUAACAACAUAGCAAUCUAGAGAGCUUUCAAGAAAGUUCCUAUUGUUUUCUCUUCCAUAAUGGCAACGACAGAGACACAAGAUAACCAACCUCUAGCAGGGCAUCCUACUAACAAUCCCCCGGCUGGGAAGAAGGGGUUCAAGCGUAUAAUGAAGAAAGUGAAGAGAGGCUUUGAGGUAUGGUAAGUUCAUUCUCCCAUCACUCGCAGAAUCAUUUUAAACACAAAGGUAGAAUAAUAGAAGCAGCUCUAUAGUUUCUUUCAAGAAUAAUUUUGCCUUUCUAGUUUCUACCAUCGACUAUAAUGGAAGAUAUAAUAGGGAUAUUCUUCAAUUUGCAAAUGUAAAGAAAUACAAAAGCAUGCAAAUAAGAAUGAGGAACCUUCUACCAGAACCUAACUCAUCUUAUUAUCCACGAUCUAGUGUUUUAUUCCCUUCCCUAGAGCUUAACUGAUAACUUAUUUUGUUUUUUAUCAUGCUUCUUGUUGCAGUGUCCUCACUAUACGUUACUAUUUGCUCUGCGAAGAUGCUUUUGCUGAAGAUAAUUUUGCUGAAUAUGCUUUGGUUGAAGAUGCUUUUGCUGAACAAUGAUUUCAAGGAUUAUGAUGUUUUAUGUUGGUUUUGAUUGCGUUGAGAAGUGAUAGUUGUUCUAUCAUUACUAUUCUGUGUGUAUGAUUAUCCCUUGUAAUAAAUAUUAACAGUUAUAAAACUACUUUGGAACCUACAUACACAGAUCUUCAUGAUCCCUCCUGGCUACAAACAAGUUUAUAUUUACUAGACGUUUCCUUUCCCUUUUCUUUCUUUUUCUUCAAUAUUACUGCCCAAAGGUUCUGAAAAGGAAGGAAAAUUACAAGGCUGGAAUUUAACAUAUUCAGGACUGAAACGAUGUGUAAGAAAGAAACAAGUUACUU